Molecule: messenger RNA, 2134 nt
Organism: Calidris pugnax (ruff)
Lineage: Eukaryota; Metazoa; Chordata; Aves; Charadriiformes; Scolopacidae
Product: anterior gradient protein 3
Exons: 8
Coding region: 186-683 (165 amino acids)
Cellular component (GO): endoplasmic reticulum
Molecular function (GO): dystroglycan binding
Source: RefSeq, a predicted model, not a curated record
UUCCUCUCAGUUUUUCCCAGGUGAAUGCGCUGUUGUUGCUACACAGAGACCUGGGCAGCUCAGGUGUUCUGUGCUAAAACCACACUGAUUUUUAAAUAACCAGUUCCAGAAAAAGGACCUUCUAUCAGGAGAGCUGAUCGCUGCUGUUCCCUUGCUGUGUUGAGAGGGAUCUUCUCAAAGGAAUAAUGCUCCAUUCAACAUUGGCCUUAUCUCUUCUGCUAAUUGCUGUCUCUUCCAACCUUGCAAUGGCAAUCAAAAAGGAAAAACGAGCACCUCAGACACUGUCAAGAGGGUGGGGAGAUGAAAUUACCUGGGUACAAACUUACGAAGAAGGUCUUUAUCAAGCAAAGAAAAGUAACAAGCCACUGAUGGUAAUUCAUCAUUUGGAAGACUGUCAAUACUGCCAAGCGCUGAAGAAAGCCUUUGCAGAAAAUGAAGAGAUACAGGAAAUGGCCCAAAAUAACUUCGUUAUGCUGAAUCUCAUGCAUGAAACCACAGACAAGAACUUGUCACCUGAUGGACAAUAUGUGCCACGGAUCAUGUUUGUAGACCCAUCUCUCACAGUGAGAGCUGAUAUCACAGGAAGAUACUCCAACCGGCUUUACACUUACGAACCACAGGACAUGCCAUUCUUAAUAGAGAACAUGAAGAAAGCACUGCGCCUCAUUCAGACAGAACUGUAACCAUCAACAGUGAAAUGACCAUAGCCUCUGCGAGGUGAACCUGUAUUAGGAAACACAAUAUUUUAAAAUAUUUUAGUUAACCUCUCUGUCUCUACUAGCAUUUUGAACUCUUACCAAGCAGCUUUGGUAUAUCAGAUUUCACAAGAAAUUUAUAUAUGUACAAUAUGAAGAAUAAACAUAUAAAGACUAUUGCACCCAUUUGGAAAACAAGAGGAGAAAUCUAUUAAACACUUUGAAAUUAGUUAUCUGAAUAACUGAAAGUAAUGGUUUAAAGUGCAGCAACUUUGAGCUGUAUUUUAUCAAUCCAGCUAUGACCUCAUUAAGUCAGCCAUGACUUCUGACCAAGAGUUACAACCAAUAUUUUUGAUGUCUAUUUGCAAUUUAUUAUAGAAGUUCAUAGCUGCAUCUCAGCUCCUAAUUUUUAUUUUUUUUGUAAGAACCUUGUAAGUUGUUAGAGUAUCUCUGUUUUAUGCACUUAUUUCUCAUGAAAGGAAAAGAAACUUUGCUGGCAAAUCAGACAGAAAGACUUUUCCUCUAGAUUUUGGAAUCGCUUAUAUAGGAAAAAAACAGUGAUUUGGGCUCAGCUUUCUACUGUAUAAUUCCUUAACUAUCAUUCUGGUAGCUGAAAUCAGAACAGACACUUCACGCUGAGCACGUGACAUCACUGAGGUGAUAAUCAUCAAAUAGCAGCUACAGGUUUUGCUACGAUAAAGACAGAGUGAAGGAAGAGAGGUGGAAGGAGAUAGUCCCAGGACUGCAGUCCCGAGGCUAAGUGAUGCCUGUGAAGUCUGGUAUGGGAAAAAUGAGCAGGCUUGUCCUGUAUCUUUUCAUUUAAGUGGCACUUGAGUCAUGUGAAGCUCAUCCCAGCAGAUUCCCCCAUUUUCUGCAACAUCCCAACCCAGACAUCAUGGUGGCAGCUUGGUGAGGGGAUCUACAUGUAUGAAGUCUCCACAGAACCUCCCCAGGAUCGCUGUACGCAAAGGCAGAUGCUGCUUCUGAGUAAAGAGCUGAAGUCAGUUGAGACAGUUUGUUAUCCCAGCAAUGUGCUUUCUCAUUAGGGCAAAACAGUAAGUGAUUCCUUUGCAGUAAAAGCACAUAGGUUAGGUUACGUUAUGUCUGAAGCACCAGUGCCAUUUGUUUGUGCUACCUGCCAUUUCCUGUCACAUUGCCUAUCUACACAUAUAAAAGAUGAAGGAAGGAUCUUUGCAGGACAGCUUUGCUGUUUUACAAUACCUAGUAUUAAUUUGUCAUGAAUGAGUUACAUUGUGCCUAUCUAUGUCUUCAUAACUAUGUAAAAUUUGGGUAUAAGAGCAUAUUUCAACAGAAUGGUGAAAAAUGACCUGUACACAAAGAGGAAAAAAAAAUCUUGUAUUAGUCAUUAACAGUAUAUUAUCUUCAUAGUCAGUUAAAUGAUUUUAUAACCUAUGGGAAAAUGCUAGAAACAAAAUUAA